Messenger RNA from Trametes versicolor FP-101664 SS1, 765 nucleotides. Its product is annotated as short-chain dehydrogenase/reductase SDR. Lineage: Eukaryota; Fungi; Basidiomycota; Agaricomycetes; Polyporales; Polyporaceae. The record is from RefSeq and is a predicted model, not a curated record. Bases 1 to 765 code for a protein of 254 amino acids. The transcript has 7 exons.
AUGUCUACUCGUCCUAUCAUAGUUAUCGCCGGCGUUGGGAACGGCUCAGGUACAGGUGGUGCGACUGCCCGUGUGUUUGCCCAGGCCGGAUACCGCGUCGCACUGAUUGCUCGGGGCGGAGACAAGCUUCAGAAGGCCACAGAUGAGCUCAUCCAGGCCGGCAGCGAGGCUGUUGCAUUCCCCAUCGAGUCGUAUAGCUACCAGUCGCUCACCGACGUUUUCGGUGCCAUCCGCGCGCAUGCGUGGACCGCAGACGGCCCCGCGCCCGAGAUCCGCGCGGCGCUCUGGAACGCAGGCGUCGGAGUGCGCAAGCGCUUCCUCGACAUCACCGAGGCGGACCUCACGCAGGUCACGGACACGAACGUGCAUGGCGCAUUCGCGUUUGCGCACCAGGUUAUAACUGCGUUUCAGAAGAACGCGCUCGACGCGCAGGGGAAGCGUGGCACGCUCAUAUUCACUGGCGCGACGGGAAGUCUCCGCGGGAACGUGACGACGAGCGCGUUUGCGGCGGGCAAGUUCGCGCAGCGUGCUCUCAGCCAGAGCCUGAACAAGGAGUUUGGGCCGCAGAACAUCCAUGUGCGAAUCCUGACCGAUCUGUCGCUUUCGCGCCAAACCGACGAGGCUUCCAGGAAGGCUUACCAAGAGGACGCGAACACUCGCCUCGACCCCGAGAGCAUCGCAAAGAGCUACCUCUAUCUGGCGAGCCAGGACAAAUCCGCGUGGACGUGGGAGCUCGAUCUCCGUCCGGCUCACGAGAAGUGGUGA